Messenger RNA from Aureobasidium namibiae CBS 147.97, 372 nucleotides. RefSeq lists its product as uncharacterized. The transcript has 2 exons. NCBI's taxonomy places the organism in Eukaryota, Fungi, Ascomycota, Dothideomycetes, Dothideales, Saccotheciaceae. Bases 1 to 372 code for a protein of 123 amino acids. The record is from RefSeq and is a predicted model, not a curated record.
AUGCUUUCCAAGACCAUCUUCGCCACUGUCUUGAUGGCCCUCGCUGCCUCCGUCGCCGCCGCUCCCACCCCCGUCGCCGCCGCUACUCCCGACAUCUUCAGCGACCUCGGCAACCUUCUCUCCCCCGGCUCUGCCAACUCAGCCUUGAACGGCAACAGCGCCGAGGGCAACGGCAACGGCAACGCAGCCGGCAAUGGCAACGGCAAUGGCAACUCUGCCGGCAACGGAAACGAGGCCGGCACUGGCAACUCUGUUGGCGACGGCAGCGGCAACGGCAACUCUGCCGAUGGCAACUCCCUGAUCAAUUUGAGCGGCUUGGAUGUUGAUCCCACCAUCGACCCUACCAUCAACCUCGCCAAAUGCAAAAACUGA